UGUUCUGUACGGUUGAAUUUUAUCGUUUCGGUGCACGCUCUUCGGUUAUCCAAAAUCAAACUUUUCCGCGUUGUACACGCAUUUCGCGCAUCAUCAUCGAUCACGGUGUAGGAAUUUGGGACCCCAUUUCCGUAUUGUUAUUGUUGGUAUAGAGUUGUAGUGAAACUAUCCCGCUGUCUCAAUUUCGUUUCAUCAUCGAUGGUUGAUAGUAACAUAAACUGUUUAUGUGUAAAAAACACCUCCGCGAUCUGUGCUGGAAAGAGGAAACUGGAGUAAUACUUUGUUUUCCCAGUGAGUCCAGAUUCACUGUGAUGGUCGUGUUUUAUUUCUACGGAAUGAGAAAAAAAAAUUUCCUUUAAAGUGCGUUGGACACUCGCCGUAGACAGCGGAUUUUCGUUCAUGUUUGGAUGCAAAAUGCAAUAAUUUUCUUUUCCUCCCAACAUCGACCGGUUUUGCUCCAGUGGAUUAAAUUUUGUCUACACUCGAGACGAAAUUCAGAACCAUUUUAGCUUGGAUAACGGUGAAUUUUGCCAUGUGGUAGUGUUCUAUUGUUUACGUUGCUUGAAACGAAUUUUUGAGUUGGUGGAAAAGUGUGUAGCGGCGCAGUGGUGAAGAUUGUGAUUGAAUAUUACUGAAACCAUGAUUCAAUAUGAAAUUUAUAACUAAAAGCCACCAUUUUUUUAAUUUUCAAGUGGAAAUAUUAUUACAAUUCAAGGUGAAAAAAUCAUCUGAGCACGGGUGCAGUUAGUUUUUUUUUAUAUUCCCGAAUGUUUCGCAAAUGUCAUGUGGCAGCGGCGGAUGUGUGAGUGAAGGUUUAUUUUUACGGCUAUAGAGAAGACGAAGGUACCGGGAGGAAGUGCAUACAUUCUCGUUCAUCUGGCGGAAAGUCUCUGGUUGCUGAUGGUGGCAAAAACCGUUUUGCUGGGGACGGUGUUUGCAUCGUUGGAUGAUUCUUCACAAAUUGUUAGUAGAGAUCAAUGUCGGAACUCUUCUUUACGCGCGAUUGAGCAGCACUCUGAACGAAGCGAAAAGUGUGAACUUAAAACAGCUGUCCGUUAAGCCGAAACCAAUCUGGCUCAUUUUAUUACGGAGGGUGAAACGCGAAAAAUAAAAUUUAGUGUUUUUAACGAUCGUUGAUUGGUGGCGUAUUCGUUUCUGUUAUACUUGCUCACGAAAUAUUUAUUUCAACUACCAACUGUGAAUUUUGAAGUGUUUUUACUAUAUGAUUGAGGCCUAUGGAAGCUUUUGCUAAAUAAUGAAAGAUGUUCGAGAAAUUAGUGGCUUAAAAUAAGAAAAUCAAUUAAGUGCAAUUAAUAGGAAUCGGAAAAGUGGGCGGCUAAUCGGUUCCUAAUGGUGGUAUACAACGAUGACACAAUUGGAGGAUUCGAGAAAGGAUGUUCCAUCGACUGGUGGUUUUCAACCUACGACACCUCUGACUCCUCAACAAUCCCAGCAGCAUCUACAGAUUCCAGGUGGCCAUUCUGGGCUACUGAACCUGGCUUCGGAUGCUACCAGAACCUACGUAUUCCCGGGAUCGAGUGUAGUGGGCGGUAGUGGACCACCAACCAGUGCAACGAGUAUCAGUCGAAACUUGUUUGACAAUCCUAGAAACGGAGGACACUCUCGAUCUAUCAGCCAUGGAGAGGGUUCCUUUGGGUUGUACGGGGCAGUCGCUAGGCCUUCAGUGCUCAAAUCAGCGGUUAAAGGUGGCCACCAACGGGCUUUGUCCCAGGGCCAGAUUACGGAUACUCCUCUUCCUCGAUCCGGCCACAGCCGUGUUGGCUCCAAAACAGAUUUUAUCCUUCCACCAGGUCACAAAGAGCCGCCGGAAACGCGAGAAGCGGGAACCGCUUCCACUUCCGGCAAUGGUCAUUCCCGACAGGCGUCGCGGUCGGAAUCGAUCUACACUCUUCGGCGGGCGGAUCGACCUCCCUGGUGGAAACGGAUUAUGUUCUGUCGUAGUAGCAAAUUCGAAGACCGGGGCUACCGGAUCGUGGUCCCCAAUCACACAGUGCCUCCCAAAACGCCAAAACAUGACCACCCGAACGGGCGGCUGGUUGGAAACAAAAUUCGGACUACCAAAUACACACUGCUGUCGUUUGUGCCGAAAAAUCUGCUCGAACAGUUUCACAGAGUCGCGAAUUUGUACUUCAUUUUCAUAGUGCUGCUCAACUGGUUUCCCCAGAUCAACGCCUUUGGCAAGGAAAUCGCUAUGAUACCGGUACUGUUUGUACUGGGCGUGACGGCCAUCAAGGACCUGUUUGAGGACCGAAGGCGGCGGGCUUCCGAUAAGCGGAUUAACAACUCGACCUGCCGUGUGUACAAUGGGGAAUCGGAGCGCUACAAGAAAGUGCUGUGGCAAGAUGUCCGAGUGGGCGACCUGGUACAUCUGUCAAACAACGAAACGGUACCGGCGGACAUUCUGCUGCUCAAAUCUAGCGACCCUCACGGGGUAUGUUACAUUGACACGUGUGAUCUGGACGGAGAGACCAACCUUAAGCGGCGACAGGUGAUACGUGGUUUUGCCGAAAAACAACAUAUCUUUAUGCCGAGCAAAUUUACGAGUCGGGUCGAGGUGGACGCGCCGUCCACUAAAAUCUAUCGGUUUCAUGGAGCUGUGAUACACCCAUCGGGUGAGCGGGUACCGGUGUCCACCGAGAGCUUAUUGCUGAGGGAAAGUCGACUGAAGAAUACGGACUACGCCGAGGGUAUCGUCGUCUAUGCCGGUCACGAAACGAAAGCAAUGCUUAACAAUAGUGGUCCACGGUAUAAGCGUUCUCAAAUCGAGCAACAGAUGAACAUUGAUGUUAUAUGGUGUGUGAUCAUACUUAUAAUUCUUUGCGUGAUUGGUGCUAUCGGUUGCAAAAUGUGGCUGGCAUCGUUCGUGGCAGCUACUGGUGAUAACAACGAAUCCUAUCGUAUUCCUUAUCUUCCGUUCGAAAUAAACCCUGAUUACGAGGGACUACUAGCCUUUUGGACGUUCGUGAUCAUUUUACAGAUCAUGAUACCUUUGUCUCUAUACGUAACGAUCGAGCUGUGUAAAAUCAUGCAGGUCUAUCACAUACACAACAGUAUCGAUCUGUUUGAUUUGCAAACCAAUAAACGAACUGAAUGUCGGGCAAUGAAUAUUACUGAAGAGCUUGGACAGAUUCGAUACAUAUUUUCGGACAAAACUGGGACACUAACGGAGAAUCGUAUGAUCUUCCGAAGGUGUACGAUCGUGGGGGUAGACUACAACCAUCCGGAGACAGAGGAAGAGAAAGAACUGACCAAAAUCGGUGGUCCCGUGCCGUAUCUUCAGCCAAAUAUUAGUUUAUUAGAUAAUCUGAACCAGAUCACCGAUGCAAAUCGGUUCACUAGCAGUGCCCAACAGAUUCAGGAAUUUCUCCUGGUGCUGGCGAUUUGCAACACGGUGGUCGUAAGUGCCACACCUCACAAGGACCACAUGAACGCGAGCGGCGUGAUCGAGUUGAAUGACAGUGAUACGAGCAUUACCUUGGUACGGCCAGUGGUUACCGAUGCGAUUGCAAAUGGAGUUGAUCCGGCUAGCGAUCGGUAUGCAAGGCUUACAGAAUCACGAUCGAUUACACCGUCGCCACCACCGAAUGUCCCUACUUCACUGCCACUAAAGCAAACCCAUGUGCCAUCGCUGUCGCCCAUAAGCAGCUCAGCGGAAACAUCCCCCAUGUCGGAAAGUCCUCCGAUGAAGCUGAAAGCGAUUACGCCAACAGCGCGUGUCAAAUCCCUUGUCGCCAAACUACCCAAAGGUCCAUUCAAAUCUAGUAGUAGUAAGAACAAGUUUAGCAUGAAUAGCGUUAAGUUCCAAAAGUCCCAUUCUCAGGGAUCGACACCAAGUGAUCGACGGCCAAUUUUCGAAGCAGAGAGUCCUGACGAGCUUGCGCUAGUCAACGCGGCAUACAGCUACGAUUGCUGUUUGAUAAAUCGAAGUCCCAAUCACGUUUUAGUGAAUGUUCCCGGGGAAGGCGUUAUUGAGUACGAAGUUCUUAAAAUAUUGCCAUUUGAUUCCAAUCGCAAGUGUAUGUCAGUAGUGGUGCGUAAAACCGGUACCCAAGAAGUUGUUUUGUAUACCAAGGGCGCUGACAGUUCCAUCAUGUCUAGUUUGGCGCCAUGUGCUACAGAUUCCGAAGAAUACCGGCUUCGUGAACAAACGCAGCACCAACUAAAUAUGUACGCCCGCCAGGGUUUACGCGUACUCGUUAUGGCGAAACGGCGUUUAGAUCCAACGGAUUUCUCCGAAUGGUACAGAAAACACCAGGAGUGUGAACUGAGUAUGGAGAAUCGUGAGAAGAAAAUUCGAGAAUCGUUUGGUCUUUUGGAACGCAACUUCACUCUCCUUGGUUCAACCGGCAUUGAAGACCGCCUGCAGGAGGGUGUGCCGGAAACAAUCGCCUCUCUACUACAAGCUGGAAUUGUGAUAUGGGUGCUUACCGGGGACAAGACGGAAACGGCGAUUAAUGUUGCCUACUCAGCACGACUGUUCAACUCUCAGAUGGACAUCCUACGUUUGACUGCUCGCUCACGGGAUUCGGCUGAAGCCUGUAUAAAUUUCUAUCUCAACGAAAUUGAAAAACAAUUGAACGACGUGGAUUUUUCGAUUCGGAGUGAUCGGGAAAAGGGACGGGCACUGGUGGUGGAUGGGAAAACGCUUACAUUUAUCCUGGAUUUGCGAUCGAAUUUGACAAAACCGUUCCUUAGGUUGACCAGAUACUGCUCAUCGGUUCUGUGUUGCAGAGCAACCCCACUGCAGAAGGCUUUCUUGGUAAAGGUGGUAAAGGAAGAGCUACGCAUGAGCACGUUAGCGAUUGGCGAUGGUGCCAAUGAUGUUUCAAUGAUUCAGAUGGCCGACGUGGGUGUUGGUAUUUGCGGACAAGAAGGAAUGCAAGCUGUGAUGGCGUCCGAUUUUACAAUAGCAAAAUUUAGGAUUUUAGAGAAGUUAUUACUCAUACAUGGUCACUGGAACUACGAUCGGCUUGGCCGGAUGAUAACGUACUUUUUCUACAAAAAUGCUGCCUUCGUAUUCCUGCUUUUCUGGUAUCAGCUGUACUGCGGGUUUUCCGGUGCCGUCAUGAUAGAUGAAAUCUAUUUAAUGAUUUACAAUCUCAUCUUUACUGCCCUGCCUCCACUUGCCAUUGGUGUCUAUGACAAAAAAAUAAUCGACGACUUAUUGCUCAACUAUCCGCGACUUUAUCGACAUGGUCGCCUGGGGAAAGGCUACAAGGCACACACGUUCUGGGUGGUUAUGUUCGAUGCUCUGUACCAGAGUUUAGUGAUAUUCUUUAUAGCAAAAGCGGCCUUUUGGGACUCAGACGUGGACGUUUGGGUUUUUGGUACGACCAUCACUUCGUCUUGUCUAUUCGCAAUGCUUCUCCACUGUGCCAUAGAAGUUAAAUCAUGGACAAUACUACACGUUUUAUCAAUCGCAAUCAGCAUAGGAUCGUUCUACUUGUUCGCCUUUGCGUACAACAGCGUGUGUGUUAGCUGUUUCGGUCUCCCUUCCAACUAUUGGGUGAUUAACUAUUGGGUGAUUCAAAUGAGUAUGAGUUCCAUACAGUAUUAUCUCAUAACUGUCCUGACUGCUGUGCUUGCUCUGUUGCCCCGCUUCAUUUAUCGUGUCCUGGAGAACACCGUCUGGCCCGGCGAAGGUAUUCGCGUAACUAUACAGCACAAGGAAGAGAAACGAAGAGAACCGCCAAUAACUGGAUUGCGUAUAAGACUGUAACCAGCAACCUCCCCGGAAGAAGCGCGAGGAACCUGCACUAAGAUAUACCCAUAUAUUUCAUCAUUGAUAUGUUCACAAUUGAUUUUAUUAGGCGAUUCCAGAAUGACGAAAUAAUAUUUUUAAAGAGCAGCGAUCUUCGUCUCGUCUCCAUAAAUAAAUGUAGAACUCCUGUUCAUAUCAACACAGAAUGGAGUGUGCAAAGGGAAGUUUAGUGAAAUUGCUGGCGACCUUACUCAAUUGACCCAAACUUUACUACCCAAAGUACGUGAAGUAACAAACGUUAUAAAAUUAUGGUUGUAAAUGUUAAGUCAACUGAUGCUUACCUCUUUCAAAACAGAGUGUUGUUACCUCUGACUAUACAAUCGUCCCGCUUACAUCUGAAAUAUUCUAGUGGAUCGUAAUCAUUGCGCCUGCCUUGUCACAAAUCGCGAUAGUGCAUUUUAUUUUAACACAAAACAAUACGCUUAACGAAGGAAAUAAUAAGUAGCAGUGCUUCAGUGUAGUAUCAGAAUACUUUUCGUAAUCUAGUUGUUUGAUUGAAGAAAACGUAACAAAAAAGGCUGUGAGAAUACUGAGCACUACGUAAAUGAGCCGAGACGCUGCACACUUGACACAACAAUCAAGAAAGUGUGCCGAUUAUAGGGUUAGAGACAAUAAGCAAUGUUUGUAGGCUAUUUGAUAGCGAGAAAAACUUGACUAGUGACAAACUGGGUACUGAUCUAAGAAUAACCAGUAAACUUAUUGCGGGAGUAACAACGAUAAUGACAACAAGAUUACACACGAAAAUCCAAGUGGACAUUGCUGGGGCAUCCACUUUUGGGUUUAUUUACUGCUGCCUAGAUGCGCUGAAGACAAUUUACUGUUAACAUACCUAUAUACAAUGUGCAAAAUAUUAGUAUUCCUCGGUUAUAGAGAACGCAAUGGUAGCGAAGUCCGAUAGUAAAUUAUUUAAUUUUAUCUACUAAGCAAAAUACAGUAAUAUGAAAUUGACUUUAACAGAUUUAUAAUAUUAACUAAUUCUACUAAACAAAACAUGUUACUGAAUAGUGAGCCAAUCUGUAUAUAAUGUGAAACGACAGUAGGAAUCUAAAUUGAAACUGUUAUGUAAGUAUUAUAUUUUAUUGGUCAAGUCAAAAUAAACUGAUUUUUACGGAAAA
Topomyia yanbarensis is the source of this 6897-nucleotide messenger RNA. RefSeq names its product phospholipid-transporting ATPase VB-like. The transcript is spliced from 12 exons. Gene Ontology annotation, biological process: phospholipid translocation. Lineage: Eukaryota; Metazoa; Arthropoda; Insecta; Diptera; Culicidae. The record is from RefSeq and is a predicted model, not a curated record. The coding region runs from base 1367 to 5740 and encodes 1457 amino acids. Gene Ontology annotation, cellular component: plasma membrane. Gene Ontology annotation, molecular function: magnesium ion binding; ATP binding; ATP hydrolysis activity.